AAGCGUGUAUGGGUCCGUAAACAUUUCUCACAAGAUACUAGGAGGAUGAAAAGAAGAAUGGAAUUUACAGUGAUGACCUACAACAUAUUGGCCCAGCGCUAUCUGAUGGACAAUAUGCACCUUUAUGGUCAUUGCCCCUCUUUUGUCCUUGCCUGGGAAUUUAGAAGGGACAGGUUACUCAAUGAGAUAACAUAUCACCGAGCAGAUAUACUUUGUUUUCAAGAAAUGGAACCAUAUGUUUUCAAGGACUUUCAGUAUCAAUUAAAACACCUGGGAUAUAUCGGUCACUAUGUGAAGAAGACAGGAGAUAAGCCAGACGGCUGUGCCACCUUUUUCAAACGUAGAAAAUUUUCAUUAGCUGCUGUAAAGUGUGUCAGAUUUAAUAAGAAGAUUGACGUUCUUGAUAGAGACAAUGUUGCAUUGAUUCUUCUUCUGAAGGUUCACAGAUUUGGUCAUAAAAAGAUUGUUGUAGGCAAUACUCAUUUAUUGUUCAACCCAAAGCGUGGGGAUGUAAGACUUGCACAAACAGCCCUUCUUCUUUCAUCACUGGAAGAUGUGUCCUUUAAAAAGGAAACGGUAAGGUGGCCGGUUAUAAUGUGUGGAGACUUCAACACAGAUCCUUUCACACCUUUAUAUACAUUUCUUACGAAAGGACACCUGAGAUAUGAAGGCAUACCUAGGCAUCUUGUGUCAGAAACCGAUUUCUUCACAAAUAAGGCUGUUUUACUGUCUAGGGUGUUAUUGCCACGGAGUUUGGGGAUCUCAGACCAAUGUAUUUGGGUUAAGAGCUUUUUGCAGAGGUGUAACAAACAGGGUACACAAUAUUCAAGGGACAAGGGUAAUGUUCAUAGUAAAAGAGGACUGGAGGACAAGGACACUGUUUCAUCCUUCAAUCAACAAAAGGCAAAGGAAAGUUCAGGUGAACAGAAUGAAGACAAAGGUGCUUCAUCAGAAUAUGGAAGACAAAAGAUUGAAACUUGUUCAGUUGGACAAAAGGAAGACAAAAGUGCUUUAUCAGAAACUGGUGAACAAAAGAAUCAAACUUGUACUGAUAAACAAAAUGAUGACAAAAGUGCUUCACCAGAAUCAGGUAGCCAAGAGAACCAAACCUAUUCAGGUAGACAUAAUGAAGACAGAAAUACUUCAUUAGAAACUGGCAACCAAAAGCAUCAGACUUGCUCAGGUAGACAUAAUGAAGACAAAAACGCUUCAUCAGAAUCUGGCAAACAAAAUAAUCAAAUUGGUACAAAUAGACAAAAUGAGGACAAAAACCACACCUCACCACCUUCUGUGCAAAAAGAUCUUACUUGCUCAGGUAGACUACUUGAAAACAAAGACUCUGAUGAGAUAGUCGUCCAGAGUUUGUCUCAAAGAGAGUCUACUAGUAAGGAGCCAGAUUCAGACCCAAGAAUUCAUCAGCAGAAAGAUUGGAAUCAGUCAGAGAAAGACUUAACUUCACCCUUAAAUUUCUUGACAUUUGAAACUGGUCAGUUGAGUCAUACAUUGAAUUUAAGAUCUGUCUAUGACCACUGUCUUGGGUGGACAGGUAGACCCCGGGAGAGGGAAAUCACCACACACCACAGCCGUGCCAGUGCCACUGUUGACUACAUCUUUUACUCCACUAGUGGGAGCGGUCAGCAUUUUUCUGGAAACUUGCAGCUACAAGAUCAGUACAGCUUGCUCUCUGAUGAGGAUCUCAAGCAGCUGGGGAGUUUGCCAAACAGAUUCCUGGGGUCUGAUCACCUCUCUCUUUUGGCCAAAUUUGCAUUAGAUUGAUGAGGGGAUUUGGUACACAUGAUAGUGGUUUAUAUAGUAAAUUACGGGUGGCAGUUUUUUUGUUUUUUUUUUUGCUAAGAUAAAACCCAAAAGUUGAAAAACACUCAAAGGUAUGUUAUCUUUAAAAUUCCUCAUUGGAUUGACAUUUAAGAACGCAAAUUACUUUUUUUGAUGAUGUAAGUAUAUCACAGUAGAAUGCAUCAUUUCAGUUUUUUGAAUGGUUAUAUUUUAUUUAAUACUAUACAAAUUUUUAUACAAAAUAUGAAGAGUUUAAAUCCCAGACUUUACGAAAGGCGUCGGACCGUCGGACAUGCCUGGCAAAUUUCGUCUCGGUCCGAUAAAAAGUCCUGUAUUGUCGGACCUUAUGUCCGGCGAGUUUUCAAACUGAUUGGAAAUGUGUAAAUAUAAGGAAUACCUUGUUAUUUCUUUUCUGGACGAUAUAUUUAACUUCAUUCGAAAAGAGACGGGGUGAAAAUAUCGGGGAGUUCCCAGCUAAUUAUACAUAAUUUAUUUACCUCAGUUUCACUCACAAAUACUAUUUUGUGACUGGCUGAGGUUGGGGGAUUCCUGGAUGAUGUAAUGUACAGUCUCGUUUUCGUUUUUGUAAUACCCCUAAAAAUGGCCGCAACACAUGUUCUCGUGCUAUUUGCGUUUUUACAGACUUGAUCCUCUGUUUAUUCAUUAUCAGUCGUACACAGUACUCAUGGAUAAGCCUUUUGUUUAGAAAAUGACUUUGUUGAAAUUUAAACACUUCGUUGGUGCAAAGC
Molecule: messenger RNA, 2543 nt
Organism: Lingula anatina
Lineage: Eukaryota; Metazoa; Brachiopoda; Lingulata; Lingulida; Lingulidae
Molecular function (GO): 3'-5'-RNA exonuclease activity
Source: RefSeq, a predicted model, not a curated record